AUGGUACUUAUGUCUCUCCGGAUCACGGGGAGUCAUGCCUGCAACACCGCUGGCAUUGUUUACACCCGCGAACAGCUGAUGGCUCUCAGAUACGCGACUCCCUUGGCCGGGGAGAGACCCUCCAUACCUGAGGAGCUUAAGAGGAGACGGCGAGGCUGCAGAGCGGGGCUUAAACGAAGGAUGAAGAAGAGGAAGUUUAAACCCUACAUCCCUGCAGUCAUCACUGGAAACGUGAGAUCACUGGCGAAUAAAGUGGACGAACUGGAAGCGCUCACCAGGACACAGCGGGAGUACCGAGAGUCCAGUAUCAUGUGUUUUACGGAAACAUGGCUGCACGAGCAGAUACCGGACUCGAACGUCACCAUCCCUGGCUUCCAGACGGUCCGAGCCGACAGAGACACCGCGGCGACCGGCAAGAAGAAAGGAGGAGGCGUCGCUGUGCUCGUGAACAACAGGUGGUGUCACCCCGGGCACGUUACGGUUAAAGAGCGGAUCUGCAGCCCAAACAUCGAGCUCGUCGCCGUCGGACUUCGUCCAUAUUAUUUGCCGAGGGAAUUUACCAGUGUUAUCGCCAUAACUGCUUAUAUCCCCCCGUCUGGAAACGCAGAAGCAGCGUGUGAUGCUAUUCACAAUGUGACUGCAGGAUUACAGACACAACACCCUGGGGCUUUCAUCAUCAUCACAGGUGACUUUAACCACGUCUCCCUCUCAUCCACACUCCCAACCUUCUACCAGUUUGUGACAUGCACUACUCGUGAAAAUAAGACUUUGGACCUGCUGUACGCAAAUGUUAAGGAUGCGUAUAGUGCCACUGCCCUGCCACCACUGGGCAGGUCAGACCACAACCUAGUCCUGCUCUCGCCAUUAUACAAGCCUGUGGUUCAGCAGCAUCCAGUUACAGUGAAGACAGUGAGGAAAUGGUCUCAUGAGGCCAUGGAAACACUACGUGGAGCGCUGGAGGCCACGGACUGGGAUGCCCUGUAUGAGCCACAUGGUGAGGACAUAGAUGGAAUGACUGACUGUAUCUCUGAGUACAUCGGGUUCUGCAUUGAUAACACCAUCCCCACUAAGGAGGUCCGCUGCUAUCCAAACAACAAACCGUGGAUAACCAGCGACCUGAAAGCCCUUCUCAAUGAGAAGAAGAAGGCCUUUAGAUCAGGGGACCGAGCAGAACUUAAGAGGGUACAAAAGGAGCUCAAAUACAGCAUCAGGGAGAGCAAGGACAUCUACAGAAGAAAACUGGAACAAAGACUGGCAGACAAUAACACCAGGGACGUCUGGAGGGGGAUGAGGGAGAUCACAGGCUUCCAGAGGAGAGGUGCGGGUGCGGCAGAGGGGGAUGAACGACGUGCCAAUGACUUGAACAUGUUUUUUAAUAGGUUCAACUCCACACCAGGCGGCCCCCCUACUGCUUCAACAAACAACUCCUCACCUCCCACCACAACAACACCCUGCUCCACACCACCCCCACCCCCUGUGCGGACACUCGUCACAGACUCUUUCACACCUCCCGCCCCACAGACAUACUCGCAGCUCCCCACCACCUCCUACAGCAGACAAUCCCCUCCCCCUCUGUACCUCCCCUGUCACCUCCACUCCACGACCCAGCAACAACAUCCACCUUGA
Xyrichtys novacula (pearly razorfish) is the source of this 1626-nucleotide messenger RNA. Lineage: Eukaryota; Metazoa; Chordata; Actinopteri; Labriformes; Labridae. The record is from the annotation of a GenBank genome assembly.